Paramisgurnus dabryanus is the source of this 1334-nucleotide messenger RNA. The record is from RefSeq and is a predicted model, not a curated record. NCBI's taxonomy places the organism in Eukaryota, Metazoa, Chordata, Actinopteri, Cypriniformes, Cobitidae.
GACAGAACUGCAUUAUCAUCAUCACCAUGACUGAACAGGAAGAAGUCGCGCCUCUGAAAUCUCUCAACUCUAAUGAUCCGACUUACAUCACUUUUAUGAAUAACUGCAGAGAGAAAGCAGAAGGAUGGUGGUUAGAUUUCUCGGGGAUCCCAGUGUCGUACGGUGCCAUAAAACCGGGGCAAGCAUUGCAAAUGAACACCUAUCUGACUCACCCGUGGGUCUUCAGAGCAUCUGAUGGUGCUAAACUACUAGUAAACUUGAGUGAAGUUUAUUUUCCUACGCCUGCGGAGUACGAGGAGCACGGAAACCCACUGUACAAGCCAGUGUACGUCACUGCCCCAGUGUACUCAUUACAAGAAUACUGUAUACGGCUGAUUCAGAAAACGGUACGAAAGGAAGACGUCUACAAACUGGAAAUCCCCGAUUAUUUGAGACAGGAAAUCAGCCGACCACCUGAUAUACUGAGGGACAUUAAAGCUUUAUCCGCACAGAGAGCAAUGUGAGGUGUGGAAAACCGACAGGCGGAUGACGUCAAGAUACCGCGAGAACGAUUCAAAUCUGACGGAGAAGUCUAUUUUCGAAUCGCUCUCGCGAGAGUUUGAUGUCAACUGCCUAAGGUGACAUUUCCCCUCCUACCACUCAAACUGAAAGCAAAAAUAACUUUAAUGUCAGAUAUCCAUCCCUGCUGACAAACAAUACAAUUACAAUGGUUUAACGUAAACCAAUGAACUGUUUACCAUUGUAAUACUGGACUAUAUAAUCAACUUUGGAGUUGUUUAGGAAAACGACUCUAUGAUAUCUUCAUCUUAAAGGUUUGAACACAAAACAGUCUUCCUAAUCUUAAAGUUUGAGUAACUUGAUCUCAUCAUCACAGAGGUUUGAUGACUUGAUCUUGUCAUCUAAAAGGGCUGACUCACAUCACUGAGUAACUGUUAAAAAUAUAUGUUAUCAUAUAUUUAAUAUGUGGAUCUAAGAUGACAAUAUUAUAUUCACGUGUGGUAUUAUUUUAAAGGUCAUGAUGGGAUGCGUAAUAAUGUCUAAUUUCUGUUAUUUUAAGAUAAAGUGUACCAAAGUUAAGAACUUCAAGAAUAAUGUCUUGGAGAUAUGGCUAACAAUCCCAUUUGGUGCCUCAUGUCACAAGAUCCUGACCCACCAAUUCCUGAUGUUGGACUUUGAUUUCCUAUGUGUAAAGCUGUGUAUAAAAUGUGUCCUGGCAAAAUAUUCAGGGAAGCAUAUGUUUUUAUAUUAUGCUGAUAAUUUUAAGUGGUUGAUUUAAUAAUGUGGUGUUCGUAAUUCUAGUUGAUGACUUAAUUGAUUGAUUUAAGUAUAACCUG